CCCACCGCCUCACAGGGAGCGGCCUCGUCCUCCGCGCCGGGCAGCUGUGAAGGGGAGAGGAGGGUGUGCGAGUCUAUUCACUGAUUCCUGGGAAACAUCUUACUACAUGUUCAUAAAGAGGCCCAUGAUAUGUGAGAAUCCAGAUAAAGACAUGCAGUAAUAUCCAGUAAGGCCCAGAAGACAACUUUUUGUUGGCAGGUGGAACACUGGAUUUUUGUUAGAAAUUCUGCAAAAGUGAUACUAUUGGGAAAGAUGUCAUACUUAAUGAAAGGAGUUAAGUAUUGCAGUCCUGUGAAUCAGAUGCACAAAAUAACAGGAACUCUGUUUAAAGCACACAUAUUAAAGAACGUACUGGGCAUCAAUGAACAACAAUUCAAAAUCUCACGUACAUUAUCUCAACUUAGUUCUGGAAAAGCAAACUCUUACACUUAUGUCAUUGUUGGAGCUGGAUCAGCAGGGUGUGUAUUAGCCAACAGGUUGACUGAAGACCCUCUCAGUACUGUACUGCUUUUGGAAGCAGGCCCUAAAGAUACCCUUCUAGGUAGUAAAAGACUGUUGUGGAAGAUUCAUAUGCCCGCUGCAUUAACAUACAACCUCUGUGAUGAGAAAUAUAACUGGUAUUACCACACAACAUCACAAAAGCAUAUGGAUAACCGAAUUAUGUACUGGCCCCGAGGAAGGGUGUGGGGUGGCUCCUCUUCUCUCAAUGCUAUGGUUUACAUCCGUGGGCACGCAGAGGAUUAUAAUCGAUGGAGCAGGGAAGGGGCGAUAGGAUGGGACUAUGAACAUUGCUUGCCCUAUUUUAAGAAGGCACAGACACAUGAACUGGGGCCAGAUCAGUACAGAGGUGGAAAUGGACCCCUGUAUGUGUCAAGAGGGAAAACAAACCAUCCUCUUCAUCAUGCAUUUCUGGAGGCAACCCAGCAAGCUGGAUACCCCUUCACAGAUGAUAUGAAUGGCUAUCAGCAAGAAGGCUUUGGCUGGAUGGACAUGACUAUACACCAAGGUAAAAGAUGGAGCACAGCUAGUGCCUACCUUCGCCCAGCCUUAUCACGCCCAAAUCUGUCAGUUUCAGAGAAGACACUUGUGACAAAAAUCUUGUUUGAAGGAACAAAAUCCAUUGGUGUUGAGUAUGUGAAAAAUGGGCAAAAGGAAAAGGCUUUUGCCAGUAAAGAAGUUAUUUUAAGUGGAGGUGCCAUAAAUUCUCCACAGCUGCUUAUGUUGUCUGGGAUUGGCAAUGCAGAUGAUCUAAAAAAACUGGGGAUCCCUGUUGUUUGCCAUCUUCCUGGAGUCGGCCAGAACCUUCAAGAUCAUUUAGAAGUGUACGUCCAGCAAAAGUGCACCAAACCUAUUACUCUAUAUAACGCGCAAAAGCCAGUUAACAUGGUGAGGAUUGGUCUAGAAUGGCUUUGGAAGUUUACAGGUGACGGAGCCACUGCCCACUUAGAAUCUGGUGGUUUUAUCCGAAGUGAACCAGGGGUUCCUCACCCUGACAUUCAGUACCACUUUCUCCCUUCUCAGGUGAUUGAUCAUGGUCGAGUUGCUUCCGCAGUGGAAGCUUACCAGGUCCAUGUGGGACCCAUGAGGAGCACGAGUGUGGGCUGGCUGAAGCUGAAGAGUACAGACCCAAAGGACCAUCCUAUCAUUGAGCCUAACUACAUGUCAACAGAAAGAGAUAUUUGGGAAUUCCGCCAAUGUGUCAAGUUGACCAGAGAGAUCUUUGCUCAAAAAGCUUUUGAAAAAUUUCGUGGGCCUGAAAUUCAACCAGGGAACCACGUUCAGUCCGACAAAGAAAUAGACGCUUUCAUAAGGCAGAAGGCUGAUAGUGCUUAUCAUCCUUCCUGCACCUGUAAAAUGGGGCAGCUUUCAGAUAGCACUGCUGUAGUUGAUCCCCAAACAAAAGUAAUUGGUGUUGAAAACUUGAGAGUAGUAGAUGCUUCAAUAAUGCCCAGUGUUGUCAGUGGAAAUUUGAAUGCCCCAACUAUUAUGAUAGCAGAGAAAGCUGCAGAUAUAAUUAAGGGCCUCCCCUCACUUCAGGAGAAAAAUGUUCCUGUAUAUAAGCCCAAGACCUUGGAAACACAGAGAUAAACAAAUGUUCUCAUCCUUUCAUAUCUUUUUACUCAGGCUUUCAUCAGCAUGUUGGUAUGUAAUACUGAACAUGCCAACAAAAUAAAUACUAUGCAAAACAACAUAUCCUAUUAAAAUUACUAUUAAUUUGAAUCAUUCCCUUAUAUUAGACUACCUAUUCAUUUUUUAAAAUCAGUUGGCUUAAGCUGCUUACUUUAGUUAAACUAGUUAAACACGACCUUUUGUGGUACAAUCCAAAUUUUUUGUUGAAGACAAGCUAUUUGUAAAUGACAAGAGAUUUGUGCACAUAAGCUAGAAAUACUAUGCAAUUGUGUGAGGAAUGGAAGAAAGUAAUGUGUGCUAUUUUGAAAAUCAUUGUAGUGUGCCUUGUUAUUUAAAGGAAGGAUUUUAACUGCUGUGAGAGCGUUACCCAGGAUAACAGCUAGUCAGUAAUCCCCACAUCCUGCAAAGAAUCUUAAGCAAAUGUAAGUAUUUAUACAAUUGAUUAUUCAGAGGCCAAAGUAGUACAUAUCAGAAUUCAUUGGACAGAGAGGAACCUGCCUGUGUGUGGAAUUUGUCAAAUGUGGUUUUUUUUACGAGAGGAAUGCAGAGUUUACAAAUCCUCACUUAAAGUUAGACUUUGCCAUACUUAGCAGUCUUAACAGUAUAGUAUUCAUAAAGAAUACAUACAUUGUAUUUAUCAGAAACUUAUUUUUCUAAAAAACGCAGAGCAGGAGCUGAUAUUAAUAAAAAUAUACCAGAAAACUGGAAUUUCUUCUUGCUUUUUUGCAAGGAGCUUAGUAGAAAUCAGUUUACAAUUUAAUCUGAUUUAGUUGCACCACUUUUAUCAUUUAGCACGCUAGGAGAUCUGCAUUUUGUAUAUGUCCUUAAAGUUACUGGUCUUUGCUCAAAGAUGAGUGUUUGCAAAAGAUAUUUCUCAGGAAAUACUCUGAAUGGUGCCUUACUAUUAUAUAAAUUUUAUUUUAAAAAAUUACAGCCAAGGUAGAUUUAAAAUGAAAUGUUAUUCAAAAUAACUACAUAAGGUGACAUAUUGAUGUUACAGGAAGAGAUCUUUUUAAAUUAGAAGGCAAGUAACUUAUUCAGUGAACCAAUGCUAUAUUUUAAAUCUUUGUUUUACUAUCUUCAGAUGUGCAAAGCAAGAUAUGGGAUCUUUCAUGGCUGCUUUCUGUGUCAGUCUAACUUUCAGAUACUGAUUUUUUUUAAAAAGAAAACAAACCUAAAGAAACUGAUAUCCCUGAAUGAAACUGAAUCCAUUGAAUUGUUUGGAUUCAUUAAGUAUUCCAAAAUAACUUCUGACUAAGCAGCUGUCAAAUUAUAAGGUAAAAGCUUCUGUAGCCUAAGAUUGCUUAGGACUUGUGGUAAACAGAAUAAACUCUUUUUUUUCCAGAAAAAAUGGAUUUUUACACCAUUUGAGCAGAUUGUAAAAAAAAAACUUGCUGACUCAGAUGUUGGCUAGAGGGACAACUGCAGAUGUUUAAGGCAGACACUUCUUCCUGGUGCUGCUGGCUGUAAGGCAGUGGUUGGAAAGCCCUGCUGCUAACUGAGGGAAAGGACUUCAUUCAUUAGAGUAUCUGCAUAAAGACAAACAAAAAUACUGAAGAUGGAAGAUGAUAGCAGGGAACUCUGCUCCAAAAAGAUACAGGUAAAACCUUUCUAUGUGUGAUGCAUUCUUUUGGAAUGAGGGGAAGAGCAAGAAUAUUUUAAGUAAUAGGUGAUUGAUUAGCUGUGUUAAUAAGAUCAUUCAUCUGAUAGAACUGCAUUUGGGGAAAGCAUGAACUGUUUGUAUGCUGUACCUUUCUAGGGCAAACAGUUUUUAUUCAGCACCUGUGCUUUUGAGAUUUUCAUGUAAAGCUACUCAGCAGGUAUCUUAGUGUCAUUUGGGAUACAAAGUAUUAGGAUACUGAGAAUAAUACAUACUGGAGAGACUUACCACAGUUCUGUGCUGCUGAGAGGGGAAGCAGUUUGGAAGGAUGGAAUCCUGGAGUUCCUGCAUUCGCAGAUUUACAACAUGGGUUUCGACUCUAGGCAUGCAAAAUAGAAAUUGUUAUUAUGCAACUGCAGAGGAUUAAGUAUGUCUGACAUAACUCACUACCGAACACGCACACAGAGCUGUCCUCUGCCAUUAUGUAAAGCUCUAAAAGUGAGGAAACAGCAAGGUCAGACACACGUGCCAAGCUGCAUGUGUGUCACGGUCAGGUACGCAUUGCUGCAUUUUGCAAUCAGAUAGUCAGGCAUUUCUUCUGAAACAUCACCAUCAUCUUUUCUUGCAGUUCUAAACACACAGAGACACCUUGAAAACUCCUCCCUUUUUAAACAUUUAAAUAUUUUCAUUGCUGGGAACCACAGCUGCUUUAUUAAUUUAGGCCUCCCUGCUACAGAACGUUGAGGCACCUUCCUGACGUGCCUUUGAUGCGGCGCUAAAGCACUGGCUCAGGUAUUUGAAAGUUUUGCUGCCCUGCAGGAAUCUUUAGGGAGCAUCCAGCUACCAGUAGAUUCUACUGCAUUGUAUCUAGCUGCUGACACCGAAUUCCUCUUAAAAUUGUUCUUACUUCUAGCAGAGUCUAUCUGCUAAGGGAUACUUUGAACAGGUACAAGAUAUUCUAACAUGGUCUGUGGAGCACGGGCAGUCUGCUAGGUAAAAUUAACCAUCUUUUACACCCUAUCAGAUUGCAGAGCACAGGCUAAUAAUUUGAGAGUUUAACAUAUUUAACAAAAUAAUACAGUGUAUAAUUGAAUAUUAUUCCCAGUUCUACCCAGAUAUAAAUUUUUCUAUAAAUGCACAGGUGAUACUACAUUAGGUAUUCAAAAAGAGUUAACUGCAAAAGCUGUUUGAUGUAAGAAUUUGGAAAUUAGUAGACCUGCCAGCACGGCUUGAACCAGCAGUGGAACUGCGACUGAGAACAUCAGCAUUUCCAUGGUAAUAGCUUGCUGCAGAUACUGCUGACACAGUUGGGGGUCUCUGGCUGGGGACAAUGAGAUUAAGAAAGAAAAGUGACCAAAGAACGUUUAUUUUGUACACAUAUUUCAGUUCAAGGUGGUUUUGUAUGAGAAGUGCCAUUAACAGCAGCAGAAAAUAGCAGUAUUUGUAAAACUGUAUUAUGUUUAAUUUAUCUAAGGCCAUUCAAGGUUUUGUACACCAGAACUUCUGAUGUUUCUGCAGCUUUAAAUCCUUUCCAAGUGUUUGAUUUCAUUUAGUCUGCAGCCAAAUGAGGCAGCUAUACAAACAGCGUAAAACUGGAAAGUGGGCUUGGAACAUGCAUUUUCUAUAAAAUAAACAUAGAAAUAUAUUUUGAGCAAUAAUAAAAACAUUUAUGCAUUUUUAAAAAGAUGGUAGUUAAAAUGAAGAGUUAUUGUAGCAACAAUACAAGAAUAUUUUAUUACAGUAUUAUAAUUUUUAGUCUCUAUUCUUCUGUCCAGGCUCCAAAAAAAAAAGACAUUGUUCAAAUUGAUGUAUUUUAUGUAUUCACUUUUUUAGUGAAUUCAGUAAACUUAGAUAUGUGUAAUUCUUUACUAAUGUUUUCUGUCAUUAUAUAGAUAUAUAAACAAAUCUAGAAACUUCUGAAAUAUGCUUUAAUUGUUGAGAUAACUUCUCGUUUUUGUGUACUGAGUAAUUACUGUGAUUGGUGGUAUUUUAAGGGUGCCAACUACCAUGUAACUGUGCAGAUACUGAUUAUGUUUUUCCAUAUACUUCUGUAAUAAAAUUAAACAGGUGUUCUCUGUAUCCAUAUAUAUAUGUUCUCCCUUAACCAACCUUAACAUAUAUAUUAAACCAUUAAUAUAUAGAA
Molecule: messenger RNA, 5873 nt
Organism: Calidris pugnax (ruff)
Lineage: Eukaryota; Metazoa; Chordata; Aves; Charadriiformes; Scolopacidae
Gene: CHDH
Product: choline dehydrogenase
Exons: 9
Coding region: 253-2088 (611 amino acids)
Cellular component (GO): mitochondrial inner membrane
Molecular function (GO): flavin adenine dinucleotide binding; choline dehydrogenase activity
Source: RefSeq, a predicted model, not a curated record